Molecule: messenger RNA, 1432 nt
Organism: Galendromus occidentalis (western predatory mite)
Lineage: Eukaryota; Metazoa; Arthropoda; Arachnida; Mesostigmata; Phytoseiidae
Product: kynureninase
Exons: 12
Coding region: 71-1432 (453 amino acids)
Biological process (GO): NAD+ biosynthetic process
Cellular component (GO): cytoplasm
Molecular function (GO): pyridoxal phosphate binding; kynureninase activity
Source: RefSeq, a predicted model, not a curated record
GAACAUAGUCUACGGCCGACUGAGCAGGCAUCGCACUUGCAGAUCUCGUCGUGCAGGAGCUGCGAACAGGAUGGAGGAAAAGCUUUUGGCCGAGCUGAGCGGUCACGCGUCGAGAACGGGUUAUCCUCUGAACUCUGAGGCGUUCGCUCGCGCUAUGGAUGAAACUGAUGAGCUCAGGUAUCUCAGGGAAGAGUUCCGCUACCCGAAAAUGAAGGACCUGCCCUGCACUGCCGAGAAAAGUGAUGAGGAAUGCGUGUACUUCUGUGGGCAUUCUCUCGGCCUGAUGCCGCGAUCAGCAUCCUCAAAUAUUAAUCGAGUUCUGGAAUCUUGGGCUCAGAUGGGCGUCGAACAUCACGCUCACGGAUACCUCAAGGCAGCAUAUUGUGAGCUCUCCCCGAAGAAUCAAAUGGCUCGACUAGCCGGAUGCCAUCCCGAGGAAGUGGUCAUCAUGAACGGAUUGACCGUCAAUCUACAUCUUCUCAUGCUGAACUUCUAUCGUCCGUCAUCCGAGAGGUACAAAAUUCUCAUCGAGGGAGCAGCUUUUCCAUCUGAUAUGUACGCGGUCAAAUCUCAAUUGGCACUCCACGGAUACAGUGUUGAAGAAGGAUUGAUCCAGUUGGAAGGGCGGGGUGAUAGCGAUAUCAUCGACGAGGAAGACAUUGUCGAGGUUUUGAGAUGCGAAGGGUCCAGAAUAGCUCUAGUCGUACUCCCGACUACCCAAUACUACACGGGUCAAGUUUUCGAUAUCGGAAUGCUCACGGAGGUAGCUCAUCAACAGGGCUGCCUGGUGUUGUGCGAUGCCGCCCACUCGAUCGGAAACGUCACCUUGAAGCUUCACGAGUGGGACGUCGAUUGCGCCGUCUGGUGUUCGUAUAAGUAUCUCAACAGUGGGGCGGGUGGAGCAGGGGCGGCUUUUAUCCACAGACGCCAUCUCAAAAAACUUCCCGCCGUGCAUGGAUGGUGGGGCAACGAUACUGCGACGAAAUUCCUAAUGAAGCGGGAUUUUGAGCCUGUACCGAACUCCGCCGACAUGUACAAACUUUCGAACGCACCGCCCGUGCUCAUCGCUCCGAUGAUGGCGUCACUGGAUAUAUUCGACCGAGCGUGUGAGGGAAAACGUCUCCGCAAGCAGCGGCUUUUGACGGGGUUUUUAGAAUAUUUACUUUUAAAAAUGAGUUCCUCGGGUCUUCCUCUGAUACAAAUCACGCCCCGCGAUCCAAAUCGGCGGGGUUCGAUGCUGUGUGUGAAGCUCUCGUCAGCACCCGAGAACCUACAUAGUCUACUCCAGGAACGAGGCGUUGUGUGUGACGUACGCCAGCCUGGGGUGAUCAGGAUCACUCCGUGUCCUUUGUAUAACUCGUUCAUGGACGUCUGGCGAUUCGCUCAGAUUCUAGGCUCGAUCCCUACAGACUCAAGAAUCGCUAAUGAAUGA